AUGGUUAAUCAAUCGACAUGGAUGGAUUCGAAGUCAAAAAUUGAAACGAUUAAAAAAGUUCAAGGUAUAAAAGCAAAAAUUGGUUAUCCUGAUUAUUUUGAGAAGGAUUAUAUGAUAAAACUUGAGAAAGAAUAUGCAGAAUAUAAUUUUAAUUCAUCUUUGAUGCUGAAUGCUUUGAAGUUAAAUCAACUUAAUUCGAAAAAUGCACUUCGAGCACUUCGUGAUCCGAUCAAUAAAAACGAAUGGAUGAUUACUCUGCCAACAACUAUCAGUGCUACAUAUCACAUCUUGUUGAAUGACAUUACUAUUCCUGCAGCUUUUCUUCAAAACCCUCUUUUCAACAACAACGUACCAAAGUACAUCAACUAUGGUGGAAUUGGUUUCAUUAUUGGACAUGAGAUUGCACAUGGUUUUGAUGAUGAUGCUCGAAAGACCAUUGAAGUAUUUCAUAAACUCAAGCAGUGUUUUGUCGAUCAAUACAACAAUUAUACACUGACUCAAGUCAAUCAACAGGUCGCAGGUGAACGUACAAAAGAUGAAAACGUUGCUGAUAUUGUUGGAUUGAAAAUGGCUUUCAUCGCCUAUCGAAAAUGGGCUCAAAGUCAUAGAAACGUCGAUAAGAAGUUGCCAGGUCUCACAAAGUUUUCAGAUGAACAGAUGUUUUUUCUCAGUUUUGGUCAUGCAUGGUGUGAGAAAAUGUCCGACACUGUCGCAAAGUUUUAUUUGAUAGCAGAUACACAUUCACCUCCUCAAUUCAGAGCAAUUGGUUCUACGUCGAAUUUAGCCGAAUUCGAUCGAGCAUUUGGUUGUAAGCCUGGUCAAAGCAAUAGUCGAGUGGAUAAGUGUAAUAUGUGGUAG
Messenger RNA from Rotaria sordida, 858 nucleotides. Lineage: Eukaryota; Metazoa; Rotifera; Eurotatoria; Philodinida; Philodinidae. The record is from the annotation of a GenBank genome assembly.